CUCCAACCAUAUAUAAAAUGUCCACCCACCAACAUAGAAAACUCACUUUCUUUAUGCUCUAGUUCCUCCUCCAAAUUAUGAUCCUUGUUGUUCUACUACAAAAGAGAGAGAGAGGAGAAGUUAGCAUAGACUGAAAAUGGGUAUCUGCUUUGGAUCUCCUGCAAGUCAACCCAACACCAUCACACCAUCAACUCCAGGGACAAGUGAGAAUCAAAGCCGGAACAGAGUUUCACAGACGAGCAGCAGCACAGGAAGAAGUCAAUUUUCUCAUCUCUCAGAAGCAACAACAUCGACACUCAGCCCAAGAUAUGAUGAUGAUCAGGAGUCAGCAGAUGGUGAAAUAUUGGAGACAUCAACUUUGAGAGUCUUCAGUUUUGCAGACAUGAAAUCUGCUACCAAAAAUUUCAAGUCAGAUCAGAUUCUGGGUGAGGGAGGAUUUGGAAGAGUUUUCAAAGGUUGGGUGGAUGAGAAAACUCUCCAACCCUGUAAGGCUGGCUCUGGAAUGAUGGUUGCUGUCAAGAAAUUGAACCCAGAAAGUAUGCAAGGCUUUCAAGAAUGGCAGGCAGAAGUGAACUUUCUGGGAAGGCUUUCUCAUCCCAACCUUGUCAAGCUAUUGGGAUACUGUUGGGAAGAAAAGGAGCUUCUCCUUGUUUAUGAGUUCAUGCAGAAAGGUAGCUUGGAGAAUCAUCUUUUCAGAAGAAAUCCUAACAUUGAACCACUAUCUUGGGACGUCAGAAUCAGAAUAGCCAUUGGAGCUGCUCGAGGCCUGGCAUUUUUGCACAGUUCAGAAAAGCAAAUCAUAUAUAGAGAUUUCAAGGCCUCAAAUAUAUUGCUUGAUGGGAAUUAUAUUGCAAAAAUCUCUGAUUUUGGCUUGGCUAAAUUAGGACCAACUGGUGGAGACACACAUGUGUCAACUAGGGUUAUGGGGACAUAUGGCUAUGCUGCUCCAGAAUACAUUGCAACAGGUCAUUUAUAUGUGAAGAGCGAUGUGUAUGGUUUCGGUGUUGUCCUGCUUGAAAUUUUGACAGGGUUACGAGCACUCGAUACAAAACGCCCCAAGGAGCAACUCAAUUUGGUAGACUGGGCUAAACCACUUCUCCCUCAUAGAAGAAAGUUAAAAACCAUUAUGGAUGCAAGGAUGGAGGGUCAAUAUUCCUUCAAGGCAGCAUUACAGACAGCAAAUAUUACUCUAAAAUGCCUGGCGCCUGAUCCUAGAAGCCGACCUUCCAUGAAAGAAGUCUUGGAAGAACUGGAACAGGUUCAGGCAAUCAGGGAAAAACCGAAGCCAUUGUCAUUAAUUUCCCCUCGGCGAACUACUUCUAGUCCUCGAUCGUAUGUACUUCAAGAACCUCCUCGUGGCUCUCCCCUCAACUCCAGGUACCAAGCCACGAGAUGAAAAUGCCAAUAAGGCACUUGACACGAACAAGAAUUAAGGUUGGAUCUUGCAAAUUGUAUCUUCAAACAUUGAGAUUAAUUAGAAUCUUAGGACAAUCAGUCACCUUUUGUUCUUUAAUUUCCAUGUUGAUUUUUUAUUUUUUAUAGCCAGUGCUUUAAUUCUUAACAAAUUUUGUUCAUGUAGACAUCAAUUCUGCUGAAUGUAAUAUUCUAUAGACAACACAGCUCUCAACUUUUCUA
Molecule: messenger RNA, 1635 nt
Organism: Argentina anserina (silverweed cinquefoil)
Lineage: Eukaryota; Viridiplantae; Streptophyta; Magnoliopsida; Rosales; Rosaceae
Product: probable serine/threonine-protein kinase PIX13
Exons: 6
Coding region: 137-1396 (419 amino acids)
Biological process (GO): protein phosphorylation
Molecular function (GO): ATP binding; protein kinase activity
Source: RefSeq, a predicted model, not a curated record